AUGGCGGAAAUUUAUGAGAAGGAUGUUUUCGUGCUGCCCAACUGGAGAAAUGGGAAGGCUGACGCAAGGGCAAAGGAGAUCAGACUCAAUAAUGCAUUCCUUUACUUGGCAUACAUGUUCGAGAAGGGCCACACUCCAGAUGCUUUUGGAUGCACUGAGCUCUUAUUUGACCUCUUCAAGGCUAACAAGAUCAAGAAAGCAAUCAAGGUCGUGAAAACAAUGGUUGGUUUAGGCAACUUUCCUGAUGUGGCUUCUCAUACAUUUCUUGUCAACCAAUUGUGCAAGGAGGGCAAUGCUGGCUAUGCCAUGCAGCUGGUGGAGAAGAUGGAUGAACAUGGCUGCUCCCCUAACACUAUUACAUACAAUUCUCUUGCAAGGGGUCUACGGAGUGGCCUAUAUCAAAGACUUCAGUACCUAGAGAAGUUGAUGCACAGGGGUCUCAUUCAAUACCUUUACUUACUCGAGUGUGCAUGCAAGGAGAGGCGUAUAGAUGAUGCUCUAAUGCUUUUGGAUGGAAUUGUGAACAAGGGUGGCAAACCUAAUCUUGUGACAUACAACGUCUUAGUAACUAGGUUUUGCAAACAAAAUAGAUUGGAUGAAGCCAUUGAGUUCCUUAGGGAAUUGUCAUCCAAGGGUUUUGAACCAAAUAUUGUUACGUACAAUAUCCUAUUGAAAAGCUUGUAUUUUGAAGGUCGGGAUGAAGCAAAAGAGCUAUUAUCUGAAAUGAGCAGCAGACAGUGUGAACCAAGUUUAGUCACAUAUUUUGAUUGGAUCGGAACUGAAGAAGCAAUUGAAAUUUUGGAAGAUAUGGGUAGGAGUAACCUAAAGUCGAAUGCUGCAAGCUAUAAUUCAAUAAUCAAGCUUUUUAGGCAUGAUAAGGUGAAAUUUAUGAUCAAGUUCCUUUAUCAGAUGAUGUCCAGACAUUUCUACCCUAAUGAAGGAACCUAUAAUGCACUUGUUGUUCUUUGUGAGGUAGAAAAGGUAGAAGAAGCAUUCUCCAUCAUAUAAGUACUAGGCAACAAACAGAGUUCCUUCAUUCAUGAGUUUUAUAAGAAUGUGGUCACAUGUUUGUGCAGAAAAGGGAAUAAUAAAUUGCAUGAAUUUCAGCUUCUUCAUGAGAUGACAAAAAGUGGUUUCACUCCUGAUUCAUGCACAAUAUCAUUACUGAUAAGGAGACUAUGUUUGGAGAACAUGUUGGAGGAAGUUAUUGAGAUUUUCACUGUGAUGGAGGAGUACAAUUACUGUGGUAACCUGGGAAAAAGAAAAAGGGCUCGAAGAACGAGCCGUGCAAGGGCACAGGGAUAUAGCAACCCUUUUUGUGGUGAAGACUGUAACCUUUAUGGUUGGGAUGGCAUAAAAAACAAACAAUUUCAUACUUAUGAAACUACAUACACAAUUUUUGUUGAAGGCUUGCAUGAAGAUGAAACAGAAUUAGCAUCACAAGUUCUAAGCGAAUUACGUUUUAGAAAACUUUUGAAUUGGAACACCAUGGAAAGUUUCAUGAUGCAGUAUGACAUGGAGUAG
Molecule: messenger RNA, 1524 nt
Organism: Nymphaea colorata (pocket water lily)
Lineage: Eukaryota; Viridiplantae; Streptophyta; Magnoliopsida; Nymphaeales; Nymphaeaceae
Product: pentatricopeptide repeat-containing protein At1g79080, chloroplastic
Molecular function (GO): protein binding
Source: RefSeq, a predicted model, not a curated record